AUGACAAUGACAAGAAGUAACGAUAUUGUAGAGGAUGAACAAAGUAUUGAGAGGCAAAAUAAAAUCAGAGGACGGGGAAGCUCGUCUCUUUCUGGACAUUUGAUUAAUCGAGUCGGAAGUUAUUGGUAUGGAUUGGAGGGAAUAGAUAAGAUGAAUAUGGGACAGACAGCUGACCAUCAGAAGCAAAAAAAUAGAGGUCAAGUGUGGCGAUAUUCCCUGACAUGGCCAUUGGGAUACGGUAGCGCGUUUAGGAUCGAAGGACGGAAGGGAGCUGUCGGUGGUUUCGCUUGCUGCGGGGAGACGAUGGCAGAACACGAACACGAUCACGAUUUUCAUACGGGCGAUGCUGGUGCUGCUACAACAUACCCCAAACAGUGCUCUGCUCUUCGCAAGAAUGAGAACGUUAUGCUCAAAGGUCGUCCGUGCAAGGUUGUUGAAAUGAGCACUUCAAAAACUGGUAAGCAUGGACAUGCAAAAGUCCAUCUUGUUGGCUUAGAUAUCUUUACUGGCAAGAAAUUGGAGGAUAUAUGUCCAUCUACUCACAAUAUGGAUGUUCCUGUCGUGAAGCGUAAAGAAUAUCAGCUCCUGUCAAUAAACGACGACGGCUAUGUCAGCUUAAUGGAUCUAGAUACAUGUGAAACAAAAGAUGAUUUGAAGUUACCUGAGGGUGACUUGGGAGAGCAGAUCAAACAGGCGUAUGAAAAAGAUGAAAAUGGGAUACUGUGCCUCGUUGUUGCUGCAUGUGGUGAGGAAGCGAUACUUGGUUAUAAGAAUAUGCCGAACAAGGAAGAAAAAUGA
Molecule: messenger RNA, 798 nt
Organism: Acanthocheilonema viteae
Lineage: Eukaryota; Metazoa; Nematoda; Chromadorea; Rhabditida; Onchocercidae
Source: the annotation of a GenBank genome assembly